Messenger RNA from Centruroides sculpturatus (bark scorpion), 2464 nucleotides. Its product is annotated as meckelin-like. Gene Ontology annotation, cellular component: MKS complex; ciliary transition zone. Gene Ontology annotation, biological process: cilium assembly. The transcript has 19 exons. Bases 106 to 2097 code for a protein of 663 amino acids. NCBI's taxonomy places the organism in Eukaryota, Metazoa, Arthropoda, Arachnida, Scorpiones, Buthidae. The record is from RefSeq and is a predicted model, not a curated record.
UAUUCUUAUAUCAAUGUAAUAGUUUGAUUUUUUUAAAAUUAUACAGAAUUUUAUAAUUAUUUGUCUCUCUAGUUUUGUGGAAUUCCUGGAAGUACACAAGAACCAAUGUUAACUUUUGGGACAGCUUUUCAUAUCAGUUGUAAAAUGAGAACACAAGAUCUUUGGAACAAUGCUAAUUUAUUUUUUUAUGAAUUACUUUUAGCUGCAAAUGAAUCAUUAGAACAUAAUUUAAUAUAUCCUGUACCAGUACGUAUUUUAAACUACAGAAAUGAAGACAAUCCUGUAAAUAAAGAUCCAGAUGUUUCUAAAUGGCAACUGGUAAGACGGUUUUUUUUACAAGAUCCAUUAUCUGGAAUGGAAAGUGCACAAGUCACAACUCAAAAGAAGAAAAAAAUUGCAAAAGUUUUCAGAUAUGCUUCUCAUAUAACAUUAGAUAUCAAAUCACAAAAGGAUGGAAAGGUUGGAACUAUUCUUCCACCCCUGCUGACGAUCGAAUAUGCAGAAUUAACAUCAGAUGAUUAUUACAAAAAUGAACCAGUUCCUACUAUUUUUGCUGUUAAUUAUUCAAUGGAUCAAACAAAGAUAUUCGAAGAUAUAUCUAUAGCUAUUGGUGUCUUGAGUGGAUUCAGUAUUUUAUGGUCAGCCAUUCAAACAUGGGGAUGGUCUAGAAGAUCAGGAAGAGAAGUAAUUGACUUAGCUGCUUUGGGCAAAUUACUUAUUUUUGCUUGUGGAAAUCUUUCAACUAUAUUCUUCAUAGUAAUGAUUGCCUGUUCACUUAAUUGGAUGAUACUAUUUAAAAAACAAGAUGUAUUUCAUUUGUUUUUACCAACAGUAGAACAAGAAAGAAAAAUAAAAAUUUAUCUUAUUUUUGCAUUUAUUAUGAAGUUUUUGCAGCUCAUCCAUAUUUUAUCAGUUCAGUGUACAGUUGAUAUAUUUUUUAUUGAUUGGGAAAGACCUCAAGUGCAUGGUUUAACAACAAAACUAACAUCUCCAAAAUCAAAUGAAAGAAGUACUGGAGAAGUCAGUGCUGCAUUAAAUACAAAAAAAGAUAAAAUAAACGGUGAAAAAAAUUUGGACUCACCAGCUGUUAGUAUUUGGAGAACUUAUUUUGUUGCCAAAGAAUGGUGUGAAAUACAGUGCCUAAGAAGAGUCCAGUUGGGUUUUCAUCUUAUGGCUGUUUUAUUUUUUCUUAAGGGAAUUGGUUUUGAAAACUUUGCACAUGCUGAUCCUUUGACCAAUUUCUCAUCAGAAAAUGUACAUAUCAAUGUUCCAUACAGUUUUAUAUGCAGAUUCUCGGUGGGAUCGUGUACUUAUAUCAUUUUGGCAACAGUUCAGAUUUUCUUACGUAAAUUGAUAUAUGAACGUUUUUUUCAAGAUAAACUCCAAGAAUUUGUUGACCUUUGCUCAGUUAGUAAUAUCAGUGUCUUUGUUAUGUCAGCAAGGCAGUUUGGUUACUAUAUUCAUGGCCAUUCUGCCCAUGGUCGAGCAGAUGUUAACAUGAGAGAAAUGCAUGAUCUUUUGAGAAGAGAAGAGGAAGAUCUAUGUGGGCAUCGCGGAUUAUUACCAAAUACAGAACAACAAACAUUUCAAAUGUUUUUGCCUGCUCUUGUUAGAGAACAAUAUGAACAUUUGCUUCUUCCAUUAAAUUCGUAUAGUCAAGCAGCCGAUAGGAUGCAAGGAGCUGGCGGCCGACUUUCCAGGGCCGAUAUCGAUAAAGUCGCUAAUAUUUAUCAUAUGGUGAAGAAAUUCCUCUCUGGAUUCAUAGAACAUGCAUUUAAAGAUUUGGAUUAUGUCAUCAAGGACAAAUUAUUUCUGGAAAGUCUCUUAGAUGUAGAAUUCAUUGAAAAUACAGACAGGGGAUGUUUUUACAAUGAUAAUGGUUACUCAUUUGAUAAUAUUUUAUUUCGUGGCCAAGAAGUUACUAUAGUUAUUUUUGAAGUUAUGCUCUUUACAAUUGUCGACAUGGUGGCCGAAGAUUAUGUAUAUUCUGCAAUCGUAACAUUUAUUAUAGCAAAGAUAAUUAAAUCUAUAAGACAAAGUGUUGGAAAAAGAAAUUUAGUAAAAAAAGCACUAAUAGAUGAGCGUUUCUUAGGCUAAAAAUCAUUUGAAAAUCACUAUUGGCCUUUAUUAUAUGUACAAAUAUUUUUUUAUCAUUAUCAUCACAUAUGUAUAUAAGUUCAGUUGCUGCAUUUAUCAUUAUUGAAUGUAUCUCUUUUGUAGCAGCAAAUUUUGUAAUAUUUAAUUAUUUAUGUAUUCACACUGUACAAUCUCAUUUGAUAAAUUAGUAAUUGUUUGACACACAAGUUGCUCAAAAACAUGAAUAUUUAUUGUAUAUAAUGUAAACAUAAUUUCAAUCAAAAAUUAGAAUAUUGACAACAAAUCCUUACAAAUAAGUUUUGUACCAUUGCUAAGUAAAAUAUUUGAAUGAUUAUCGGAUACUUAAACACAAAAAAAAAAAAAAAAA